Messenger RNA from Coregonus sp. 'balchen', 14817 nucleotides. Lineage: Eukaryota; Metazoa; Chordata; Actinopteri; Salmoniformes; Salmonidae. The record is from the annotation of a GenBank genome assembly.
AUGGAUGAAGGUGCAGAGUCCGAUGAUGCUGUCAUUAUUGUGGAGAACGAAGCAGAGAGUAUGCCAGUUCAGGAGAACACGAACGCCUGCAACGAGCAGACAGGCACCUUGAAUUUUCUGGACACUUGUCCCGUGUGUCAUUUUAACUUUCACAGUCGAGAACCAAAACUUCUGCCAUGUCUCCACUCUUUUUGUAAGAAGUGUUUGCCGUCGCCUUCCAGGAAUUUGGCAAUGCCAGACACUAACAGCUCGACGAAACCACGUGAGCUGCUCAUGUUUACAAACAAUAGAUACGCGAGACAGUGCAUCCCAAUGACUGUAUAAGUGAAGGUGCAUCCGGGUGUGUAAAAUUGCAUAGUCUGUGCAAGACAAGUGCAAAACCCACUAUUGCAUCCUAUCUGUGAUGUAUUUAAAACAAUGAAUCUGCAUUUUAUGUCAUUGCAUCUACCAAGAGGAAUUUAAUGCACAAUUACAAUUUCAGACAUGUGAUGAGCUGGCUUUGGAUUUGGAAGAGUGGGGUUUGAGGGAGGGAGUGAGUCUUAUCUCUUUGGGCACAUGUUCUUGUGCUUUCUUGGAUAUAUUUAAUCAUUAUCGUUGUGUGUGGAACUUCAUUCACUAUGUAUGCAUGAUGUGUUUGUCUGUCCAUCUUCCCAAUUACAGUGAAUGUGAUUCGCUGCCCAGUGUGCAGACAGGAGUGUAUGGAGGUGGACGUGAUGGAGAACUUCUUUGUGAGGGACUCAGUGGAGGCUUCCAGCAGCACCGUGGAGAGGACUGUUCAGGUGGGUGGAAAUACUGGUCAAUAUAGGUUACUGCUGGAAUGUACAUUCCUUUGUGUAUUAUUGGACAUAGUCUCACUUGCCUGACUCAUGGCUCCCCUGUAAAAAUAGACUAGGGGUAACCCAAGCAAAGCUUGUUCAGCAGCCUGGAUCUCUCAGUCAGUUACCAAGCCAUUUCACCAAGAUGCCAGGUGUUUGUCAGCUUAGUAGCUCAUGAGCAUUAUACAGAGGGAAAGCUGAAGCUUCGCAUUAUCUCCAAUAUCAAUGUCACUACCACAGACACACAGUUUUGCCUUGGGCAGAUUUCAGGCUCUAAAUUCUAAUGUUUACUUUCUAACCGAUAUUCUGUUUGUGCUGAGGCAUAAUAAGUUCAAGUUCACAUUUGACUUAACUUUCGUUGAAAGUAAUAAGACUGACUGUCAGUAGCUAUGUACAGUUGAAGUCGGAAGUUUACAUACACCUUAGCCAAAUACAUUUAAACUCAGUUUUUCACAAUUCCUGACAUUUAAUCCUAGUAAAUAAUUCCCUGUCUUAGGUCAGUUAGGCUCACCACUUUAUUUUAAGAAUGUGAAAUGUCAGAAUAAUAGUAGAGAGAAUGAUUUAUUUCAGCUUUUAUUUAUUUCAUCACAUUCCCAGUGGUCAGAAGUUUACAUACACUCAAUUAGUAUUUGGUAGCAUUGCCUUUAAAUUGUUUAACUUGGGUCAAACGUUUCGGGUAGCCUUCCACAAGCUUCCUACAAUAAAUUGGGUGAAUUUUGGCCCAUUCCUCCUGACAGAGCUGGUGUAACUGAGGCAGGUUUGUAGGCCUCCUUGCUUGCACACGCUUUUUUAGUUCUGCCCACACAUUUUCUAUAGGAUUGAGGUCAGGGCUUUGUGAUGGCCACUCCAAUACCUUGACUUUGUUGUCCUUAAGCCAUUUUGCCACGACUUUGGAAGUAUGCUUGGGGUCAUUGUCCAUUUGGAAGACCCAUUUGUGACCAAGCUUUAACUUCCUGACUGAUGUCUUGAGAUGUUGCUUCAAUAUAUCCACAUAAUUUUCCUUCCUCAUGAUGCCAUCUAUUUUGUGAAGUGCACCAGUCCCUCCUGCAGCAAAGCACCCGCACAGCAUGAUGCUGCCACCCCUUUGCUUCACGGUUGGGAUGGUGUUCUUCGGCUUGCAAGCAACCCCCUUUUUCCUCGAAACAUAACAAUGGUCAUUAUGGCCAAACAGUUCUAUUUUUGUUUAAUCAGACCAGAGGACAUUUCUCCAAAAAGUACGAUCUUUGUCCCCAUGUGCAGUUGCAAACCGUAGUCUGGCUUUUUUAUGGCGGUUUUGGAGCAGUGGCUUCUUCCUUGCUGAGCGGCCUUUCAGGUUAUGUCGAUAUAGGACUCGUUUUACUGUGGAUAUAGAUACUUUUGUACCUGUUUCCUCCAGCAUCUUCACAAGGUCUUUUGCUGUUGUUCUUGGAUUGAUUUGCACUUUUCGCACAAAAGUACGUUCAUCUCUAGGAGACAGAACGCAUCUCCUUCCUGAGCGGUAUGACGGCUGCGUGGUCCCAUUGUGUUUAUACUUGCGUACUAUUGUUUGUACAGAUGAACGUGGUACCUUCAGGCUUUUGAAAAUUGCUCCCAAGGAUGAACCAGUCUUGUGGAGGUAUACAAAUUUUUUCUGAGGUCUUGGCUGAUUUCUUUGGAUUUUCCCAUGAUGUGAAGCAAAGAGGCACUGAGUUUGAAGGUAGGCCUUGAAAUACAUCCACAGGUACACCUCCAAUUGACUCAAAUUACGUCAAUUAGCCUAUCAGAAGCUUCUAAAGCCAUGACAUCAUUUUCUGGAAUUUUCAAGCUGUUUAAAGGCCCAGUCAAUUUAGUGUAUGUAAACCUCUUACCCACUGGAAUUGUGAUACAGUGAACUAUAAGUGAAAUAAUCUGUCUGUAAACAAUUGUUGGAAAAAUUACUUGUGUCAUGCACAAAGUAGAUGUCCUAACCGACUUGCCAAAACUAUAGUUUGUUAACAAGAAAUUUGUGGAGUGGUUGAAAAACUAGUUUUAAUGACUCCAACCUAAGUGUAUGUAAACUUCCAACUUCAAUUGUAUGUGUCUGACUGGUCUGUAUACCUGUCUCUCUGUAGAUGUUUAUGUCUGACUGGACUCUCUUCCCUGUCCGUAGCUGUGUAUGAGCUGUGAGGACAACACAGAGACUACAGGUUUCUGUGUGGACUGUGUGGAGUUCAUGUGUGCCACCUGCGUGGAGGCCCACCAGAGGGUCAAGUUCACCAAAGACCACACCAUCAGACAAAAGGGGGAUGUGUCUCAAGGUACAGUACAGCUUCCUGUCUGACUGUGGCAGCAACGAUUGUCAAGGAAAUACCUACAACAACCAGAAACUGUAUUUACAUUAUAUUAUUGUUGAUUCAAUGAAAAUAAAGUUCACAUCCUCCUAUACAGUACAAAAAGCCUGAGAUGAAUUGCAUACCUGUACAGUACCUGAAAGAUCGGAAUUGAUUACAGUAAGAUUAACUUCUGGCUUUUAAAUGCUUUCCUAUUGGUUUUCCAGAGUCUGUGGGUGUUUCCACUCAGAGGCCAGUGUUCUGUGAAAUCCACAAGCAGGAGCCCCUGAAGCUGUUCUGUGAGACCUGUGAUCUACCAACCUGUCGAGACUGUCAGCUACUCAAGCAUAAGGACCACAAGUACUGAAUACUGAUGAGCCCCUAUUGAUUUUAAAAAUCUAUAUAUCUAAAAGCACAUUUUUGUUUGAAUGAAAUGUGCUAUUUAAAUAAAUAUUGAUUUUAUAUACAGUGGGGGAAAAAAGUAUUUAGUCAGCCACCAAUUGUGCAAGUUCUCCCACUUAAAAAUAUGAGAGAGGCCUGUAAUUUUCAUCAUAGGUACACGUCAACUAUGACAGACAAAAUUUGGAAAAAAAAUCCAGAAAAUCACAUUGUAGGAUUUUUAAUGAAUUUAUUUGCAAAUUAUGGUGGAAAAUAAGUAUUUGGUCAAUAACAAAAGUUUCUCAAUACUUUGUUAUAUACCCUUUGUUGGCAAUGACACAGGUCAAACGUUUUCUGUAAGUCUUCACAAGGUUUUCACACACUGUUGCUGGUAUUUUGGCCCAUUCCUCCAUGCAGAUCUCCUCUAGAGCAGUGAUGUUUUGGGGCUGUCGCUGGGCAACACUGACUUUCAACUCCCUCCAAAGAUUUUCUAUGGGGUUGAGAUCUGGAGACUGGCUAGGCCACUCCAGGACCUUGAAAUGCUUCUUACGAAGCCACUCCUUCGUUGCCCGGGCGGUGUGUUUGGGAUCAUUGUCAUGCUGAAAGACCCAGCCACGUUUCAUCUUCAAUGCCCUUGCUGAUGGAAGGAGGUUUUCACUCAAAAUCUCACGAUACAUGGCCCCAUUCAUUCUUUCCUUUACACGGAUCAGUCGUCCUGGUCCCUUUGCAGAAAAACAGCCCCAAAGCAUGAUGUUUCCACCCCCAUGCUUCACAGUAGGUAUGGUGUUCUUUGGAUGCAACUCAGCAUUCUUUGUCCUCCAAACACGACGAGUUGAGUUUUUACCAAAAAUAUAUAUUUUGGUUUCAUCUGACCAUAUGACAUUCUCCCAAUCCUCUUCUGGAUCAUCCAAAUGCACUCUAGCAAACUUCAGAUGGGCCUGGACAUGUACUGGCUUAAGCAGGGGGACACGUCUUGCACUGCAGGAUUUGAGUCCCUGGCGGCAUAGUGUGUUACUGAUGGUAGGCUUUGUUACUUUGGUCCCAGCUCUCUGCAGGUCAUUCACUAGGUCCCCCCGUGUGGUUCUGGGAUUUUUGCUCACCGUUCUUGUGAUCAUUUUGACCCAACGGGGUGAGAUCUUGCGUGGAGCUCCAGAUCGAGGGAGAUUAUCAGUGGUCUUGUAUGUCUUCCAUUUCCUAAUAAUUGCUCCCACAGUUGAUUUCUUCAAACCAAGCUGCUUACCUAUUGCAGAUUCAGUCUUCCCAGCCUGGUGCAGGUCUACCAUUUUGUUUCUGGUGUCCUUUGACAGAUCUUUGGUCUUGGCCAUAGUGGAGUUUGGAGUGUGACUGUUUGAGGUUGUGGACAGGUGUCUUUUAUACUGAUAACAAGUUCAAACAGGUGCCAUUAAUACAGGUAACGAGUGGAGGACAGAGGAGCCUCUUAAAGAAGAAGUUACAGGUCUGUGAGAGCCAGAAAUAUUGCUUGUUUGUAGGUGAUCAAAUACUUAUUUUCCACCAUAAUUUGCAAAUAAAUUCAUAAAAAAUCCUACAUAGUUGACGUGUACCUAUGAUGAAAAAUACAGGCCUCUCUCAUCUUUUUAAGUGGGAGAACUUGCACAAUUGGUGGCUGACUAAAUACUUUUUUCCCCCACUCUAUUAAUUGAUUGAUUGAUUGAUUGUGACUAAAGCUGUUCAAUAUUCAAGUUGAUUUCAAUUAUUUUGUAACAACGAAUUAGCUAACUAUGGUAUGUUACUUAGUUACCAGUUUCUGGAGGAUGCCUAUAAGAAUCACAAACAUUACAUGGAGGAUAUGAAUCGUCAGCUGCAGGAAAAAAAGAAGGUCAUCGAAGAUGUGUCAAACUCCAUAAACAAUGGGUACAAUAUGCAUUUUAUUUUGCAUCUGAGAAUCUCUAUGCUUGCUGUAUAUGUACAAAAUGUAUAGUGAAAUGGGAACACUAUGUCCUUCCAUCGCAAAUUCAAAUACAUUUUUUGUUUAGUAAGAUGAAUUUGUUCAUGUCUUUCAUGUUUCUCAGACUCCUUCAAGUUGAUGAGAACCGCAUAUCAGUUCACAAUGAAAUCAAGAAGUCGAUCUGUAGUUUGAUACUAGAGAUCAACAGAAAGGGAAAGAUUCUUGUCAAUCAGCUUGAGGUACAGUAUGAUCAUAAUCACAUCUCUAACAUUAUGAUGAUUCUGUAUAUUCUCAUGUUUCCAUAGGUAGGCCGACUAGGAUUUGUCAGGUUUCUUUGUAUUCAUUAUGAGUGCAGAGAGUAGGAGGAAAUGGAAAGGCCUGCAAAUGUUUUGAUUGUCAUGACAGGAGCUUACCCUGAAGGCAGUGUUGAAAUGCCACAGAUUCUGGGAAAAGGCUAUACGGACACUCCUGACCAGCAAAACGAUAUUUAAUUCCAGAAUUGGUUAAAUUAGGUUAAGGUUUGGUUAAAGUAGGGGUCAGUUUUAGAUUUUGGUUAGUUGUUUUAGAGGUCAGGAGUGUCUUUAGAGCCUCUCCCCAGAUUCUGACUUCUCCAUUUAUUUCCUAUCCCCUGAAGGGCCUGACAAAGGAUCAUGAGAGCGGUCUGAAGAAGCAGAAGGAGGAUAUUGGCUAUCUGUCCAGACACCUGGAUCACGUGAUCAACUUCACAAAAUGGGCGACAGCUAGGAACGGUGGCACAGCUCUCCUGUACUGCAAACGUUUGGUAAGGCCUCUCUCCCGUACACUCCCUCAGCCUCCAUCCACAGGCUCCAAGGCUUCCACUAUCCCUAAAGCCAGACAGGAGCCCAUGGUGUAAAGCAUUGAUGAAAUGCAGAACAUAUGCCUUGUGUUUUCUCAGCGUUUCUCCAAAUUAUUAAUAACAUCCCUUCUGCUGCAGAUUCUGUUUCAGAUCGGAAACCUCCUGCGGGCUAAAUGCAAUACCUCGUUUGUACCGCAGAGCACUGUGCGUUUCCAGUGUCGAUCAGGCUUCUGGGCUUCAAAUGUCGAUCUGGGUAAGCGAGAAAGCUCAAUGAGAGUGGCUACACUGAAAUCUUACAAUUCUAUUUCAUUGAAACAUUUAAAUUGCAGUGUUUUAUGUUGGGGGAGAACAUUAUCUGUUGGACAGGGAGAAAUAGUAGUAGUAGUAGUAGUUCUUGUAGUGGUAGUAAAUUAGUAUUUGCAGUGUGCACUAAUGGUGGUAGUAGUAGUAUUGUAAUAAUCUUAGUAAUACUGGAUGGGUUUGGUAUGGCGCAGUUUGUUCUUGAAAUAAAAGAUAGGUACCAGGUCAGUGUAUUAGCUCUUUCGUUAUGCAUGUUAUGCUGAAGCCGACUCUCUCUUCCUGUUCCCUCAGGCUCAUUAGUGGUGGAGAAUGUCCCAGGCCCCCAGCUGGGCGGCUUUCAGGGCAUCCCUCAUCAACUCCCCCAUCCUGGGCAGGGCCCCUCAGGCUCCCCCAACAGCCUGCCCCCAGGCCUCUCCCAGCCCCGCCUGCCCCCCCACAACCACAACACCCUGGCUCAGCUCCAGAUGCAGGUGGAGAAACUAGCCCAGCAGCCCCACUGGCAGCCCCAGACCCCACCCUGGGCCUGGUACCAGAGCAUGCGGCUCCAGAGACCCCCUCCAGGGCCCCUCCAGGGUGGCUCUCCCUCCCAGAUUCUCCCCCCCAUGCCCCAGCAGGGCCGGAGGUUCAUUGCCCCCCCUGCAAUCCAUCUCAGUCCCACCAGCACCCUGCCAAGCCCUGGAUAUCCGCCCCAGGUGGGAAAGAGUGUGCUCGUCUGUGCGUGUGUCAGUUUGAUUGACAGGGAUUCUUAACAGGCGCAGACAGUGGAUGACGUCGUCCCAAAUGGAGCAGACAGCCUUCACAUCCUGGGCAAUUUAUGUCUUGACUUGUCAAGAUCAGUUUGAAUCAUAUGAAUAAAAAACAUGGAUAUAAAAAAGGGCUAAAUCUCCAAGUGCAGCUGCUCACAUGUGAUACAGAACAGGCCCAAAGCCUCCAGAGAUGAUGAUAGAUAUGUCUUGUCUACAGUGUUUAGUCUGGGGCUAAGGCUGUUUUAUACUAGCUCUAAAAUACAGGCAAAUCAAGAGGACAAUCCACUGCCUGUAGAUUUCAGACAAGAGUUGCGUCAUGGUUGAUGUGAACAAGCUGUUGAGGUGGAGCCUUGAAGCACUGUUCUUUAUAACAGAGCCACGUUAUAGAUCAUUUAUACACUAGGCCUUGUGUUUAGUUUGACUUUAUAAUGUGUCAUCACUGUUGAAUUAUAUACAGUGUCAGGAGGGAAUGGUUGAAAUAGGCUAUUUACGUCAGGGCAAUGUCUAGUCUCAUUAUUUCAUGAGUACAUUUCUGACAAAAUAGUGUAUCACAUCUUUAGUUAUAUAACCCUUAUCAUAUUGUCUGUGGAACUCAAAAUUCCAGUUUCUAUGCAUUUUCUCCCCAAAGUAAAAACUGUUCACCAUUGGCUGUUGCACCUGCAGGCUUGGACCUAGACCAAAACAAAGAAGGCUGUUUCAAAACAAAGUGCUUAAGCAAAGCGUUCUGGAACAUUCACAAGUGGCUUGUUUGUGUUCCGUCUUCUGUUCUGCUCUGUGUUGUGAAAGCCAGGGGCUCCUAUCCUAGACAUAACCAAUCACAGGCUACUAUCCCAGACAUAACCAAUCACAGACUGACGACACACCAUUUCAUCUGUCUGUCACCACCAUCGACUCAUAAGAAGAGAUAUGACAUUUAUUGUUGAUGGAAUUGCUCUGUCUGACUCUGUCUCCAACUGUAUGUCUGUCUCACUCACAGGCUGUCCAAUCACUGAGAGGCCUGGUGAGCAGCCCCAGCAGCUAUGCACUCAAACACAUGGAUGUAUUCAACCCAAUGCCUCACUUCUCCCACAAUGCACCACUGCCUAGCAACGGCAGCCUCAGUUCUCCUCACUCACGACAGCAGCAGGUACAUACAGCUGCGCUCAAAUAUACUGGCACCCUUGCACUUUACAAUGGAGUGCAAUGGAGCAGAAUGUUCUGUUUUCUCUAUUCAAAACUGAGUUGAAUGGCUAUUUUUACCCUGUAGGCACCUGCCACUUACCUCAGGUGAGAUAAAUUCCACAGUAAAGCACAAUCACCUGCCUCCAACCUAUUCAUUUGAAUUCCGAAAAAUGUAGUCCAGGCAAUUGUAUUUUAUUUGAAUUGAAAAAUCUAAAUGUCAGUUUAGAUAAUUUUUGGGGGGUCAUGUGCAGGUGUAAAUCAAACAUAUACACGUGAAGAACACCAAACAUUUUCUCAAUUUAAAUGUAUUUGAGAAGAAAUAGUGAAUCAUGCAAGGGUGCCAGUAUAUUUUAGCGUAACUGUAGCUCCAAUUCACAUCCACAUAUCAAUCUGUAACAUUAUGUUGUUAAGAAUCAGAAUGUUAGCAGUUUAAUUGAUGUAGUGAAAUCUUUAGAUGGAGUCUGCAUAUCACAACAAGCACCCUGGAGGCCCUGUCCAGAUAAUAAGACCCAACUUCCCUCAGACCCUACCAGCUUCCCUCCCAUACAGAACUGGUAUGUAUUGGUGUUGUGUACUACUCUACUAAUACUACACAACGAAAUAUAAGAAAACACAUACAAUACUUCUUGUAUAUAUGACAUGGGAUGGAACUUCAGGAUUUUGGGCACUGUCCAGCCGGGCUAGUAGACAUCAAUGUUUACUAGCCCGGGUUCAAAAUCUAUUCUAUGGGAUAUUUGAAAAGACAAAACUUUCACUAGUCAGCGGGCUAGUUUGGCACAUUUUCUACUAGCCCGGUCUGAAAAGUACUAGCCACGGUCAAGCAGGCUAGCUUAACUUCCAUCCCUGUAUAAGACGUAUGAGGAAUACAAUUUAUCUUCCUUUAGCACAAGGACACCAUCAUGCAGGACUAACUGCUAUAUCCUGUGAGGAGAAACCAGGGUAAGAUGAUGAUUUCUCAUUCUUCAUGAAUUCUAUACAGGCAUGACAUUUUGAUUUAAAAAAUAAUAAUAAUCUCCAAUGUGCCAUUCUUUCAAUUUCUCUUUCUCUCACCUUCCUUCUGAUUGGCUGAUUGAAGGACUGUUUCCUGGAAACCUCUUGAGAUGCAGCAGAAGGCGUAUGGAGCUGGGGGAUCAGCUGCCAAGAGGAGACGAAGGUCAUCGCCUGGACCCAUCAUCAUCAUCAAAGACGAGCCAGAGGACGACAUCAGCUGUGUAAGAGGACAGAUGGAUGGACUGGAAAUAAACUAAUGAUAAUGAUUACAUGUACAUCUUAUUGCAUGUGUUACUUGAAAUGGUAUGGGUGAUUUAUUUGUCUUUGAGCCACAGUAUUUUUAGAUGGUAACAGCACAGUAAUGAUAUACUGUGAUGUCAUUAUAGUGUUCAAUGCCAGGAUUGCUGUUGGGUGAUCCCUGAGAGGUCACUGUUCUGUUUUUGAGUGUUCUGUUAAGUAUGCGUGUUUGUUUGUGUGUUUCAGGUACAGAGUAACCUGAGACCCAACCUCCCAGACAGCAGCACGGGGAUACAGGCCCAAACCUGUCGGCAAGAUAGAGGGGAACAACAAGUUCAGAUUUCUCCUCAGAGCACAGAGGAAAAGGCCCAGACCCCACCACAGCCUCCACGGCCGUCAGGGGACCCGAGUCAAGCCCCACAGCAGAGCCACUCUCUGGGGGCAGAGCAGCAGCUAGGCAGUCGGGGCCCAGCUCCAGAGGAGGACCCUAAUGAGGAUUGGUGUGCUGUGUGUCAGAAUGGAGGAGAGCUGCUGCUGUGUUGUGACAAGUGUCCCAAAGUCUUCCACCUCUCCUGCCACAUCCCCACCCUCCUCAGAUUACCCAGGUACUGUAGGCCCUAGGACAGAGGUGGAUAAUCUUACUCUUGGUGGGCCCGAGUGGGUGCAGGCAUUUUGCUACAGCCAAGCAGGAACACACAUGAUUCUACAGACAAUGAUUAGUAGAAUCGGGUGUGUUUCUGCUUGGUUGGAGCAAAAGCUUGCACUCACAUCGGCCCUCACUGGGUGAGAUUACCUAUUGUACCUAAUGCACUGCCUUUAAAUGGGAUUAAAUUAAAUGGAUUGGUUAUCUGAAAUAGAUGCUGUAAUGUUGUUAUUACACUCUAGUUUCUAUUGGCCUGCUGAUGUUUUUCUUUCAGUGGGGAGUGGUUCUGCUCAUUCUGCCGUGACCUGUCAGUGCCUGAGGUGGUGUAUGACUGUGACAUCAGCAGAUUAGAACCCAGAACAGUGAAGGAGGAACCAGACUCUGAGGGAGGAUUCUGCCCUGUGGACAAAAGGGUCAGUAUUGUACUUUACUGUACUUUAAAGAGACAAUAAUUUAUCAGGCCUACCUGAGGUGUUUAUCUCUGUAUAAAGUGUUAAUGUAAUCUUAUUACAAUACAUCAGCUCUGGGGUUGAUGUAAUGUAAAGGUGUGUUGUAUUUCUCUCUCUCUCUCUGCAGAAAUGUGAGAGACUGUUGCUGAAGAUGUACUGCAGUGAGCUCAGUGCUGACUUCCAGGAGGCUAGAUCCCCCUUGGUGAGUGGAGAGGCUAAUGCCCAAUCCCAGGCAAGAUCACCCUUGGUGAGUGAAGAGGCUAAUGCCCAAUCCCAGGCAAGAUCCCCCUUGGUGAGUGGAGAGACUAAUGCCCAAUCCCAGGCAAGAUCCCCCUUGGUGAGUGGAGAGACUAAUGCCCAAUCCCAGGCAAGAUCCCCCUUGGUGAGUGGAGAGACUAAUGCCCAAUCCCAGGCAAGAUCCCCCUUGGUGAGUGGAGAGACUAAUGCCCAAUCCCAGGCAAGAUCCCCCUUGGUGAGUGGAGAGGCUAAUGCCCAAUCACAAAAAGUAACUCCUUACCUUUACAUCCAUGUGGAGAUAAUAAUAAUAUAAUAAUAAUAUGCCAUUUAGCAGACGCUUUUAUCCAAAGCGACUUACAGUCAUGCGUGCAUACAUUUUUUGUGUAUGGGUGGUCCCGGGGAUCGAACCCACUACCUUGGCGUUACAAGCGCCGUGCUCUACCAGCUGAGCUACAGAGGAGAUGUGAGAAUUGAAUAGGUACAGAUUUAGGAUCUUAAUUUGAUCACUCUUUUGUUGUUAAUAAUUUUCCUGCACCGCAUGAAAUGCAGAUGAGCUUCAUGAUUUACAUAAAUUCACUGAAAACCCACACUAACACACGGUUACAGUGUAUUCGGAAAGUAUUCAGACCCCUUGACUUUUUCCACAUUUUGUUACUUUACAGCCUUAUUCCAAAAUUUAUUAAAUUAUUUUUUUCCCUCAUCAAUCUACAAACAAUAAUGACAAAGCGAAAACAGGUUUUUUGACAUUUUUGCAAAUGUAUAAAAAAUAAAAAACUGAAAUACCUUAUUUACAUAAGUAUUCAGACCCUUUGCUAUGAGACUCGAAAUUGAGCUCAGGCAUCCUGUUUCCAUUGAUCAUCCUUGAGAUGUUUCUACAACUUGAUUGGAGUCCACCUGUGGUAAAUUCAAUUAAUUGGACAUGAUUUGGAAAGGCACACACCUGUCUAUAUAAGGUCCCACAGUUGACAGUGCAUGUCAGAGCAAAAACCAAGCCAUGAGGUCGAAUGAAUUGUCCGUAGAGCUCCGAGACAGGAUUGUGUCGAGGCACAGAUCUGGGGAAGGGUACCAAAAAAUGUCUGCAGCAUUGAACGUCCCCAAGACCACAGUGGCCUCCAUCAUUCUUAAAUCGAAGAUGUUUGGAACCACCAAUAUUCUUCUUAGAGCUGGCUGCCUGGCCAAACUGAGCAAUCAGGGGAGAAGGGCCUUGGUCAGGGAGGUGACCAAGAACCCGAUGGUCACUCUGACAGAGUUCCAGAAUUCCUCUGUGGAGAUUGUAGAACCUUCCAGAAGGACAACCAUCUCUGCAGCACUCCACCAAUCAGGCCUUUAUGGUAGAGUGUCCAGAAGCCACUCCUCAGUAAAAGGCACAUGACAGCCCACUUGGAGGUUGCCAAAAGGCACCUAAAGACUCUCAGACCAUGAGACACAAGAUUCUCUGGUUUGAUGAAACCAAGAUUGAACUCUUUGGCCUGAGUGCCAAGUGUCAUGUCUGGAGGAAACCUGGCACCAUCCCUACGGUGAAGCAUGGUGGUGGCAGCAUCAUGCUGUGGGGAUGUUUUUUAGCGGCUGGGACUGGGAGACUAGUCAGGAUCGAGGGAAAGAUGAACGGAGCAAAGUACAGAAAGAUCCUUGAUGAAAUUCUGCUCCAGAGCGCUCAGGACCUCAGACUGGGGUGAAGGUUCACCUUCCAACAGGACAACGACCCUAAGCACACAGCCAAGACAAUGCAGGAGUGGCUUCGGGACAAGUCUCUGAAUGUCCUUGAGUGGCCCAGCCAGAGCCCAGACUUGAACCCAAUCAAACAUCUCUGGAGAGACCUGAAAAUAGCUAUGCAGCGACGCUCCCCAUCCAACCUGACAGAGCUUGAGAGGAUCUGCAGAGAAGAAUGGGAGAAAUUCCCCAAAUACAGGUGUGCCAAGCUUGUAGCGUCAUACCCAAGAAGAAUCGAGACUGUAAUCACUGCCAAAGGUGCUUCAACAAAGUACUGAGUAAAGGGGCUGAAUACUUAUGUAAAUGUAAUAUCUUAGUUAUUUAUUUUGUAAAAAUGUGCUAAAAAAAUCUAAAAACCUGUUUUUGCUUUGUCAUUAUGGGGUAUUGUGUGUAGAUUGAUGAGGAAAUAAAACAAGUUAAUCAAUUUUAGAAUAAGGCUGUAAAGUAACAAAAUGUGGAAAAAGUCAAGAGGUCUGAAUACUAACCACCGAUCAAGCAACAUUAUGGACUAAACGUUUAAAUCCUGUUGCUCCAGGAUUAUUUUACUGUGGCAAUAUAGGUCAAAUUAAGAUCCAACAUCUGUAUAAUAAUAUAAUAAUAUGCCAUUUAGCAGACGCUUUUAUCCAAAGCGACUUACAGUCAUGCGUGCAUACAUUAUUUUUAUUUUUUUUGUGUAUGGGUGGUCCCGGGGAUCGAACCCACUACCUUGGCGUUACAAGCGCCGUGCUCCACCUUGCUCUUUGGCCGCUUAUUCCGAUAAAAGUCUCUCAGUGCAUAGGCCAGGGGGUAGGUGCUCAGGGUUGAUUUGUGAUUGGGCAAGAGGGGCAGCCACAGCAGCACACUGACAACACAGGGCCUGGCCCCACCUUAACCAAUCAAACGCAGGGAAAAAAACAUCCUAGGAUAAAAUCACAUACUGAGCAGUGUUUCACCUAGGAUUUUUUUCAGCAAAGGUAGUGGGGUGGGGCAUGCCCCCCGGGAAUUUUUGUUUGUACAACAACUGUGAGAAGGUGACUUUUUAAAAGGGCAUUCUACUCCAAAAUGAAUGAAAUUUGAAUUAUGCUGACACCAUCUGAAAUAUUAUUUCCCCUUUAAAAGCAUUAUAACCUGUAGCCUAACUGAUGCAGCAUAGCGGCUUUAAAUACAUCGGCUGAAUCACGGGGUUUCCCAUCUGCAUUUACCUAAUUGAAAACCCCCAAAAGACUCUGAAUGCAUCAAAUGCUACAAAUAUAAAUGUUGUAACUUGUCACUGUGAUCUUAAAAACGCAUCUCGGUAGAAAUAUUACAUUUUUUGUAAUCAUAUUUUUGGAUUGGCGCUGCUAAAUGAAUAUAGGGGAAACACUGACAUAGGCUUACCGUUACUGUACUUAAAGAUGUCUAUUGGUCAAUACAGAGAGGUUAUGAGAGGCCUGUUUUUGGAUUGAAAUGUCUCCUUGGUUUAUCAUCCACUUUAUAGCCAUGAAAAGGGACAUUGAGAGAAACACUUUUUAUAGUUUUGUAUAUUGUGAUAGCCUCUGUAUUUUUCUGUAGAUAAUGCCAGAGAACCAGCAGACCCCAAAGACGCCGAUGGUUCUGUCCAUUGUGAAGAGCAAGCUGGAAUCCAGGCAGAGCCCCUGCUACCAGACACCUGCUGAGUUUGUAUCAGACAUCCGACUCAUCUUCAGGAAUAUUGCAGCAUUCAAUGAGGUAGACUAGACGGCACUAACGCUCUCCAGAAGAGGCCUCUUGCCUUAGUUUACACAGAUGGGUUAAUUACUCUGUUAAUGUGUGUGGAUGGACUGUUUUUACAAUGUUUCUGUCAUUUACAUGUUAGUUUUAGCAGACACUCUUAUCCAGAAUGAGUUAGGAGGUAAAACAACCACAUACAUCUGUUGUCUCUUUUCUCCCAUGCCAGGCUGACACUGAGGUUGCCACUGCAGGGAGAAACCUGGAGAGGUUCUUUGAGGAGCAGCUGAAGUUCCUCUACCCUGAGCGGAUGUUUCCAGAGGUCAAGUCUGAGGUCAUCAGUCCUGUGACCCCUCCCGUCUCUCCUCCCCCUCCCACAACCCCUGAUGAGGAGAGCUCCCAGCAUGCAAAGCAUCAGCGCAGGUGCUCUGAGACCCAGGAGGUGUGUACUCCUACUCCUGCUCAGCUAAACUCACCAAAGGGAGAGGAAGAGACC